Messenger RNA from Oldenlandia corymbosa var. corymbosa, 3654 nucleotides. NCBI's taxonomy places the organism in Eukaryota, Viridiplantae, Streptophyta, Magnoliopsida, Gentianales, Rubiaceae. The record is from the annotation of a GenBank genome assembly.
AUAUUAUCCUUUGCAAAUGAAUAUAGGAAAAUACUGUGAAUUACUAUUCAAACCCAUUUUGAGUUUUGACAGCCUUCUUUCUUUCUUGACGUUUUCCUUCGAAAUCCUUCAAAGUUCAAACCGUUGAAUUGAAUAUUCACAUUCUUAUAAUUUUUUACUUUUUCAUUGUUUCGAUUCAAUUCGCAUCUCCCAAAUCUUGUCGGAAACCCAAACCCCUUUUCCCUCUCUUCCAAACCACUCUGUAGUUGCGGCCACAGGAAUCAAUCGGAACUUUUUUGGGACACAGAUCCAAUCCAUCAGAAAUGGUGGGCAAUGUGGAGAUUGAAGCGUCCGAUGAUAAUGAGUUCCCGCCGCCGUCGCACGGUCUGGGAGGCCGUAAAUAUUCCCCUGUUGUUGCUCACGAUAGCGAUCGCGCUGUUGUUGAGAUGUCCUCGCUGGAUUCUGCCUCCAGCAGCUCUUCCACUCCGUUCCCCAAUCGGAAUCCUCUGAAGGUGAAGCUGGGCAAUCAAGCGAAUAAUGCUUCUGAAGUAAGAGAAGGAUCACUACCCACCCAUGUGCGUGCCAAUGGGUCUCAGGUGGACUCGAAAUUGGAACUAUUUGGGUUUGAUUCACUUGUAAACAUUCUAGGCCUUAAGAGUAUGACCGGAGAUCCAAUUCCUGCCCCAUCUAGUCCUAGGGAUGGAGAUGAUGCUACCAUCAAUCUUGGACGUCCUAGGGAUACAGGUGUAAAACUGGGGACAAUGAUGGGAGUAUUUGUGCCAUGUUUGCAGAAUAUUUUGGGGAUCAUUUAUUAUAUCAGAUUUUCCUGGAUUGUUGGUAUGGCCGGUAUAGGUGAAUCAUUGUUACUGGUAGCGUUCUGCGGUUCAUGUACCUUCUUGACUACAAUUUCAUUGAGCGCAAUUGCAACUAAUGGUGCUAUGAAAGGUGGAGGACCUUAUUAUCUUAUAGGCCGUGCCUUGGGUCCUGAGGUUGGAGUGAGUAUAGGACUUUGUUUUUUCCUUGGAAAUGCUGUUGCUGGAGCUCUUUACGUACUGGGAGCUGUCGAGACUUUCCUAAAUGCUGUUCCAAGUGCUGGGAUUUUUAAAGAGACCAUCACUAGAGUAAACGGGACAGAAGUAGCACAGCCUAUUACCAGUCCAAGUUUACAUGAUUUACAGAUUUAUGGAAUUGUUGUGACCAUCAUUCUAUGUUUCAUCGUCUUUGGAGGGGUGAAAAUCAUUAAUCGGGUUGCACCUGCCUUUCUUAUACCUGUUUUAUUCUCGCUUGUGUGCAUAUUUGCGGGGAUAUUUCUGGCAAGAAAGGAUCAUCCAGCAGCUGGUAUCACUGGGUUGAGCUUAGAUUCUUUCAAAGACAAUUGGAGUUCUGAUUAUCAAACGACCAACAAUGCUGGAAUUCCAGAUCCUGAUGGGAAGAUAUAUUGGAAUUUCAAUGCAUUGGUAGGUCUCUUCUUUCCUGCUGUAACGGGCAUCAUGGCUGGUUCAAAUCGUUCUGCCUCACUAAAGGACACUCAGAGGUCGAUUCCUGUUGGUACAUUGGCUGCAACUUUGACGACUUCUGUUCUGUAUCUGGUUACCGUGUUGUUCUUUGGAGCUCUUGCUACCAGAGAGAAACUUUUGACAGACAGGUUACUUACAGCAACUGUUGCUUGGCCAUUCCCGGCAAUAAUUUAUAUCGGUAUAAUUCUUUCAACCUUGGGAGCAGCUCUUCAAAGUUUGACUGGUGCUCCGCGCCUGCUUGCAGCCAUUGCCAAUGAUGAUAUCUUACCUGUUCUUAACUACUUCAAGGUGGCAGAUGGUGGUGAACCUCACAUUGCUACCUUUUUUACUGCCUUCCUCUGUAUUGGUUGUGUAGUGAUUGGAAAUCUUGAUCUUAUAACACCAACCAUAACUAUGUUUUACCUACUAUGCUACGCGGGAGUAAAUUUGUCCUGCUUCCUUUUGGAUCUUCUUGAUGCUCCUAGCUGGCGUCCUCGCUGGAAAUUUCAUCACUGGAGCCUUUCACUCGUUGGAGCACUGCUUUGCAUAGUUAUCAUGUUUUUGAUUUCUUGGGCCUUUACUGUGGUAUCACUGGCCCUAGCAAGCUUGAUCUAUUACUAUGUGAGCAUCAAGGGAAAAGCUGGAGACUGGGGCGAUGGUUUCAAAAGUGCAUACUUCCAACUUGCUCUUCGUAGUCUGCGAUCAUUGGGAGCUGAUCAGGUGCACCCAAAGAAUUGGUAUCCUAUCCCCCUUGUGUUUUGUAGGCCCUGGGGUAAGCUUCCGGAAAAUGUUCCCUGUCAUCCCAAGCUUGCUGAUUUUGCCAACUGCAUGAAGAAAAAGGGCAGGGGAAUGUCAAUUUUUUUUUCCAUCAUAGAUGGAGAUUACCAUGAGUGUGCAGAGGAUGCCAAGGUUGCCUGCAAGCAGCUUAGUACAUACAUUGAUUACAAGCAAUGUGAAGGAGUAGCAGAGAUAGUAGUUGCUCCCAGUAUGAGUGAUGGCUUUCGAGGCAUUAUUCAGACGAUGGGCCUUGGCAAUCUCAAGCCUAAUAUUGUGGUUAUGCGUUACCCUGAAAUAUGGAGGCGUGAAAACUUAAUUGAAAUACCUGCAACUUUUGUUGGAAUUAUAAAUGAUUGUAUUGUUGCAAACAAGGCAGUUGUCAUUGUUAAAGGCCUGGAUGAGUGGCCUAACGCGUAUCAGAGACAAUAUGGAAGCAUUGAUUUGUAUUGGAUUGUGAGAGAUGGUGGUCUUAUGCUUCUUCUAUCUCAGCUGCUGCUAACAAAAGAGAGCUUUGAGAGCUGUAAAAUUCAAGUUUUCUGCAUUGCUGAAGAGGAUUCCGAUGCAGAGGAGCUGAAGGCUGAUGUGAAGAAGUUUCUUUAUGAUCUUCGCAUGCAAGCUGAAGUCAUUGUGAUUUCAAUGAAGUCAUGGGAUGCACAAGCAGAACAGCAAGAUGAAUCGUUUGAGGCUUUUACUGGUGCACAACAACGGAUUAGUAGUUAUUUGGCUGGGAUAAAGGAGAGAGCUCAGAGGGAAGGGACUUCUUUAAUGGCUGAUGGCAAACCUGUAGUUGUCAAUGAACAACAGGUGGAGAAUUUCCUAUACACCACCCUGAAGCUUAACUCGACAAUACUGAAAUACUCAAGAAUGGCCGCAGUCGUGCUUGUGAGUCUUCCUCCUCCUCCUCUCAACCAUCCCUCCUACUUUUACAUGGAGUAUAUGGACUUACUGGUUGAAAAUGUACCUAGACUUUUGAUAGUUCGAGGAUACCGCAGAGAUGUUGUCACUUUGUUCACAUAGUUGAGGAUUACCAUUUGGCCUGGUAAUCACCAAAAUUUUCUAUUUAUAAAUGUCUAUAGGCUGUGCUCUUACCCCCUUUAGUGUUAUGUUACUAGGUUAGAUAUGUUUUUGCUGUUUCCUUGUCGGUCUUCUCUAGCACCGGGGGGUAGAGUUGUAGUUUACUUGGGUAUUCAUUCUUUUUUACCUCGUCUUUUACGUAGGAAAAUUUUGUUGUAUUGCAAAAAAUUCAAUAGCUCAUUGAACGAUUUUUUAAUCAUGUUCGAUCCUGCUUGUGAACAGCUUCAUCUUUUUUUUUUUUUUCCUCUUCUUCGGUGGAGUGAUGGAAAAGAGAUUAUUUUUUUUUAUUUUUAUUUUUACUUCUUUAUUUUUUUUUCUUUUUUGGUGG